Saprolegnia diclina VS20 is the source of this 4463-nucleotide messenger RNA. RefSeq lists its product as hypothetical. Gene Ontology annotation, biological process: chloride transmembrane transport. The record is from RefSeq and is a predicted model, not a curated record. Bases 57 to 4400 code for a protein of 1447 amino acids. The transcript has 8 exons. Gene Ontology annotation, molecular function: chloride channel activity. Lineage: Eukaryota; Oomycota; Saprolegniomycetes; Saprolegniales; Saprolegniaceae.
GUCGUUUCGGGUCACCUUUGUAUCUUGAAGCGGCGCAGACUCGUGGGUUUCGCAGCAUGAACGCAAGCAGCGUCGUGACGCCGGUGCCGGACACGGCCGAGCCCAAGGCGGCCGACGAGGCGCGGCUGCCGGCGCUCGCUGCCACAAAGCCGACAGUCACCGAUGCAGAGCUCGAUGACAUGCGGGCCAAGAUCCGAGUGCACAUUGGAGAGUCCAUUCGCGUGGCGCGGGCCCAGAAACGGCGGCAGCAUCGGCGCAUCUGCGGCCUCUCGCGCGCCGACGUCUUUGAGUGGGUGCGGUCCGUGCUCUGCUGCUCGGACGUCGACGCCGCGACGGCGACCGACGAUUCGGACGCCAAGAUCCUCUCGACCAAGAAAUUUCUCGGCGGCGUCGAAGAGUUUGCUUGCCUCACGGACCGCGAACUCUCGCAGCUCGCGCGCCUCACAGAAUUACGCACCUAUCGACGGGACGACGUGGUCUUGCUCAGCGAGGACAAGGCGGAUGGUCUGUACAUCAUUUUGUCGGGCAAGGCGUCGCGCUGCGUGCUGAGCGAAGGCUCGAUGGACAUGGCCAUUGAACCCGAGAUGCUCACGUACCAGGAAACCUUUGGCAUGGACGUCUCGCCCACCAUCGACAAGGACGCAGAGACCAUCGAGACUAGCAUCACGGCUGUGUCGCCGGAGCUCGAAUGUCUCUGGCUGCCGACGCUGGUGAUCCACAUGCUAAAUUUGCAGCCGCGCCUCGAGUACGAGUUUGUGCUUAUUCUCAAAAACACCGAAGACAUUACCGAUACCGAGUACAAGCAGCAGGAGACGAUCCUCUCGAGCAUCCUCCAGGCGGGUAUUCACGUGACCGUCAUGGCCAACUCGCGCAAUACGACCGACAAGAUCAUCUUGCUGCUGAGCGCGCCCUUGUGGCUCCUCGCCCGCGAAGACAAGCUCAUGAAGAUGGAGCGCAUCAUCGAGUACCACUCGGAAGAAGACGCCAAAUCCCUCGGCGACGAGUACGGGGCGAACGCCGAGGCGCUGACCGCCGCCGAUCGGCUCUCUGCGUUUGCGUCCAUCUUGACACGCCCCGCGACCGACAAGCCGCCAGGCGCGGGUCUCCGUGGCAUUGAGAACAACCAAGACUCGAUCAUCCACGACGUCUUUCCGCUGCACGACCCAAGCAUGUCGGACUUCAUCACGUCGUCGUGGUACAAGGAGGCGCUCUCGGCGUCGACGCGGCAGCUGUUUUUGCUGCGCACGAAGGACCAUUUUGGCUUGCGCAUCGCCUUUUACACGGCGUUCAUCCGCCUCUACUGCGCGUCCCUGAGCAUGCCGUGCAUCGUUGGCGUCCUCCUCUGGGUGCUCUGGCGCCACAUUGACUACACGUCGUACAUGCAGGCGAUGGGCAUCUACGGCCUCCUCGUCGCGCUCGUUUGGGCGCCGAGUGUGCUCAAGCGCUGGACGCGCUACCAGUACUCGCUCCUCGUCGAGUGGGACCUUCUCCAAGCCAAAGAGGUCGAGUACCCCAACCCAGAAUUCAAAGACUUUGUCGUCGAGACCAUCAACGUGGCCAACGAAGACGACGCACCCGACUAUGUGGACGUCAAGGUCUACGACAACCGGCGCCGGUACCCCAAGUACAUUUCGUUCUUUCUCUUCUCGCUCGUCUCGUGCGUGCUCCUCUUUGGCUUUGUCAUGCUCUAUGCGCAGUGGUACAUUGUGGCCGUCAUGACGCCGCUCUGCGUCGACCCGCGCUGUCCCGUCUACCUCAGCAACAACCUCUGCGAAUCGCAGUGCCAGUCGCUCGUGGUAUCGGACGAAACGUUCAACUUUUUACACCCAAUUCGCAGCUCGCCCUUGGGCUGCGCUGGCUACUGCAACACGUCAACGUUCGAUGCCGCGUACUAUAGCUGCGACACGCCGCUCGUGGGCUGCUUCAACACCGAGCGCGGCAUUGUCGGCACCGCGCGCUGGACGUACGUGCUGGUGCAAGGCAUUGUGCUCGGCUUGACGCUUGACAUAAUCUUCCUCGCGGUCUUUGAGCUCAUUGCGUCCGUCUUCAACAAGUGGGAAAACUACGCGACGCUCCAAGAGUUUGAGCGCCGCUACAUUGAGAAGAUCUUUCUCUUCAACUGGGUCGGGUACUUUUACUGGUUCUUCCUCCUCGCGUUCCUCUACACGCCGUACGGCGACGAGGUCCAAACGUAUAUUCGCAACAAUAUCGAUACGAUCGGGUGGCUCACAGGCUACGGCAGCCUCAAGUUCAGUCGGUACUGGACCAAGGGAUUGGUCGCGAUGGAUUCUGCGUUUGUGACACCGCUCAUUGUGACCCAGGCGCUCAACCUCGUCAUCAAUACGUUCGUGCCCUACUUGCUCCGACAGGCUGUCAUUGGGGCGCGGGACCGGUAUCUUGUCGGCAAGGACCAGCUGAGUCUCCAAGCCGCCAAACUCAAAAACAAUUUCAAAGCGCAGCAAGCGGUCCUCACGCAUGGAGUGGCGCAGACGACCCAAACCGCGGCCGCCAACGUUCGGCGCACGAGUCGCCGGGCGCUCGCGCUACUUCGCCGCGGUCCGACCAAAGUCCUCGAAAUGCCCCACAACGAGCCCAACGUCCACGACGCCGACGAGCUCAACGAAAUGGAGAAGGAGGAGCUCGCACAGCACUUGGCCGAGAAGAAGCCGAUCAAAGCCGGCGACGUCGAAGCCACGAUCGAAGGCCUCUUUGCCAAUUUGUCGCGUCACCAGAACCGCAUGAGCCAGAUCUGCUUCAACAUUCGCCGCGACGAGCUCGAUGCGUACCAACUCACGAGCUACGAUUGGAUCGACAAGAUGACGCAAGACAUUGAGCACAACAAGCGGCACGACAGCAUUUGGGAAGACCCGAUGACGAAAGCGGCCAAGCCCGAGCAGCACGCGCUGCGCCUUCGGCUCAUUAAGGAUUGGCCCUGCCGCAACUACAGCUACACGGCCGACCGGAUCCUCGAAGAGUCGAGCAUGCCAGUGUACUCGCCAUCCGGCGACCUCCUCCACAUGGCCAUCCAGUUUAGCUACGUGGUCAUGUUUUCGGUCGUGUGGCCGUUCUGCGCCCUCUGCGCGUACUGCAACAACUGGGUCGCCCUCCGCUUUGACGCGAUCAAGAUGACGAUCGACUGCAAGCGCGCGGUGCCACGCCGCAGCAUUGGCAUUGGGCCGUGGUACGGCGCCUUCAUGUUUGAGACGCUCGUCGCGACGAUCGCAGUGCCCGCGAUCUUUGUGUACGUCACCGGUCAAAUGGACUCGUAUAUCUGCGUGAUCGAUACGCUCAAUUACGGCCCGGUCGACAAUUGCUAUUCGCUGCUGCAGCGUCUCUUGGCUUUUUGCUGCCUUGAGAACGCCGGCAUUGCCAUUUGCUUUCUCGUGUACCUCCGGAAGAGCAACAUCUCGACCGAGACGUCCAUCAAGAUUCAAGAGCACUCGCGCCGCCUCAAGCACAACGUCCGGAAGAGUGUGCGCACGAUUGGCGAGCACAUCCUCGUCCAAGUCUACGGGCAAGGCCAUCUUGGCGAGUGGCGCCAAGGCACCGUUGCAUGGGUCAAGAACGGCCGCGUCAAAGUCAACUUUUACGCGUCCAACGGGUUUAGCAGCGACGGGCACUCGACCGAGCACGAAGUGUGGCUCCAACACGAACGCUACGCACUCAAGAACCCGACGCCGGUGCGCAUUUUCGAGGCGCAGAUGCCCGUCUUGCUGGCGUCGACGACCAAAGGCCGGUGGCUCCAAGGUCAUGUUGUGCACCUCGACACGGUCGAUCGGCUCGGGAAGGAGCUCAUCCACCACCCAAGCGAGAUGCACUUGUCGAUCCUCGAAGGUCGCAACUUGCGCUCGUACAUGAUGCGCAACGUCCUCGACCCGUACAUUGUGUUGACGUGCGGCAGCUUCAAGCACAUGACGUCCAUCAAGCGCCAUACGCUCAACCCGCUCUGGAACGAACACUUGAUCUUUCCGCUGCAUGAAAAAGAAGUUUUCAAAUCGGACGCCAAGCCCGAGACGAUCAAGCUCGUCGUGUACAACCACGACACGCUCUCGCUGGGCGAGUGCAUUGGCGAAGGCGAGAUCGAUCUGAGUGCGCACCGGGACGGAACGAAGGCCAAAAUCUGGGUCUCGCUGACGCAAAAGAAGAAGCUCAACAUAGAGAUGCUGGGCAGCGCCGUGCAUAAAAUGGCGAUGGGCGACCCGCUCGAGCCGCAGAUCUGCGUCGAGCUUCAAUGGAUCGACACGCGCUUGCCCACGAGCGUUCACGUGCAAGUGGACGCAGAUGGCGCCGGCGCGCCGCCCCGCGUCCUCAACCGCAAGUUUUGCGAAAAGCGCCUCUGCUACGGCAUCCAGCACGACGAGAUCCUCCAAGGCCGCAUCUUUAACGCCACCGACAUGUAGAUGCGUGUAUAAUGUAUGUUGAAUACCAUUUGAAUCCAAAGCUACUCGGUUUCUGCGCCGCGA